This is a messenger RNA of Solea solea (common sole), 1309 nucleotides long. It is a transcript of the gene cdc123, whose product is annotated as cell division cycle 123 homolog (S. cerevisiae). Lineage: Eukaryota; Metazoa; Chordata; Actinopteri; Pleuronectiformes; Soleidae. The record is from RefSeq and is a predicted model, not a curated record. The transcript is spliced from 13 exons. Gene Ontology annotation, cellular component: cytoplasm. The coding region runs from base 63 to 1097 and encodes 344 amino acids.
AAAUAUCAGUGGUUCGGACGAUAUUCACUGAUGGACACUUUUCCAUUACAGGAUAUUGCAGCAUGAAGAAGGAGCAAGUUGUUAACUGUCAGUUUUCGGUUUGGUAUCCGAUAUUCAAGAAACAUACUAUUAAAAGUCUUAUUCUCCCACUGCCUCAGAAUGUAAUAGACUAUUUACUGGACGAUGGGACACUGGUAGUCUCUGGGAGUGACCACAGCACACAGCAAACACACACUAACAACAACGACUCUGAUGCAGAGGAAGACAUUCAGUGGUCAGAUGAUGAGACAACCACCACUGUCACAGCUCCUGAGUUCCCAGAAUUCACCUCUAAAGUGCUAGAGGCAAUAAAUGCUCUGGGUGGCCGUGUCUUUCCCAAACUCAACUGGAGUGCUCCUCGGGAUGCUAAUUGGAUCGCUCUGAACAGCUCCUUGCAGUGUCACAGCCUCAGUGAUAUAUUCCUGCUCUUUAAAAGUUCAGAUUUCGUCACCCACGACCUCACACAGCCAUUUCUUCAGUGUAGUGACAAGGACUCCCCAGAUCCUGUCAUCAACUAUGAGCUGGUCCUGAGGAAGUGGAGCGAGCUAAUUCCUGGUGGAGAAUUCCGCUGCUUCGUCAAAGAGAACAAACUGAUCGCGAUUUCUCAGAGAGACUACACUCAGUAUUACCAGCACGUCCUGAAGCAGGAGGAGCAGAUCAGUCAGGCCAUACAGGACUUCUUCAGCCAGCACAUCCAGUACAAUUUCCUUGACGAAGACUUUGUGUUUGAUGUCUACAGAGACAGCCAGGGGAGGGUGUGGCUGAUUGAUCUGAACCCAUUUGGAGAGGUGACAGACUCACUGCUGUUCAGCUGGGAGGAGCUGACAUCUGGAGGAGACAUCUCCCAACAGCAGGAGGCUCCGGCGUUCCGCCACACCACCAGUGAGGUGACGGUGCAGCCCAGUCCGUGUCUGAGCUACAGAAUCCCAAGAGAUUUUGCCGACCUCUCAACCGGAGAAGACGCUUACAAACUCAUCGACUUCCUCAAACUGAAGAAAAGCCAGCAGGAAGAGUCUGAGGAAGAGGAGGAGGAAGAAGAGGAGAAUGCUCCACAGUGAAACAGUUGCCGUGAAACCUGAAAAAUAGCUGCUAGUGUAUGAAGAAUCCUCCAUAUAUAAUGCUUUGUGCAUGAAGUGACUCUUUACCCUCUGUUCCUCUGUUCUCUUUGAGCUUUCUUGUUGAAAACUAUCACCAAGUUUCUCCUUUUGCUCCACUGGUAACCGUGUGUGUUGUAUCUGAGGCGUCUUAAUGAGUUUUUUUUUAAUCAUGG